AUGGACAAGAUUCCCCUCAACUACGAAGCCUCCGAGGGCGACACGAACAAGCAGGUCACCAGCACCCUGCCUACCGAGGUCGUGCAGUGCCUCGAGAAUGCCCGGUUUCUGCAUCUCGCGACGUGCACGGAUAAUGUGCCCCAAGUAUCCUUGAUGAACUACACCUAUCUCCCGUCGUCGCCACACUCGUCGGCGCCUGUCAUUGUCAUGACCACGAACCCUGCUUCGCGCAAGACGACCAACAUCAUCACCAACCCCAAUGUCUCCCUGCUCGUGCACGACUGGGUCUCCCACCGUCCCCACGGCCGGCGCCCGUCCGGCGGCUCCCCCGAGCCCGUGCCGUCCUCGAGCCUCGCCACCUUGCUGCUCAACCUCAACAGCUCCGCCAUGUCCAGCAUCAGCGCCACCAUAGGGGGUGCCGCGCGUCUGGCCCCGACGGGCUCCGACGAGGAGAGCUUCUACGUCGCCCAGCACCUCGAGAACAACACGUUUGACGACUCCAGUGGCAGCGCCCUUUUCACCCCCGCCGCUGCCCACGGCGAGGCCGACACGAGCCGCUUCGUCGCCGGCGAGGACGUCCGCGUCAUCGUUGUCGACAUCAAGACGGUGCGCAUCAGCGACUUCAAGGGCAACGUCCGCGACUGGGCCCUGGUCCCGAGCGAGGCAGUCAACGGAAUGUGUAGAGGAUAA
Messenger RNA from Cordyceps militaris CM01, 690 nucleotides. RefSeq names its product pyridoxamine phosphate oxidase. The transcript has 3 exons. The coding region runs from base 1 to 690 and encodes 229 amino acids. Gene Ontology annotation, cellular component: nucleus; cytoplasm. The record is from RefSeq and is a predicted model, not a curated record. NCBI's taxonomy places the organism in Eukaryota, Fungi, Ascomycota, Sordariomycetes, Hypocreales, Cordycipitaceae.